This is a messenger RNA of Brassicogethes aeneus, 3614 nucleotides long. Lineage: Eukaryota; Metazoa; Arthropoda; Insecta; Coleoptera; Nitidulidae. The record is from the annotation of a GenBank genome assembly.
CACAUAGACGAGUAUGCGCACUUUUUCUAUGUGUCAAACCAUGAAAAAUACUUAAUUCUUUAUAUUUUCUAUAAAAAUCGAAAACACAUCAGAAAGAUAAUCGAGCAUUAGAAUAGCAGUUAUUGCAAAAAAAGUUAAGUGCUGAAAACCGGUGUGAAAAAACGUUUACUUUUAAUUUUUGUUUAUCAGUGAUUGUUGGUGACGUUUCCCUUUCUACGUGUAUUUUUUAAUAAAAUUCGAUUUACCGUCGUGGGACCGUGAAAUUGGGGUUUAUGUAGUAGUUAAACCAAAAAUGAAGACGUUUAUCGUUUAUUUUUCUUUAUCCCUGUUAAUUUUCAACUGCAAAGCUUUUUACUUACCAGGCCUUGCCCCUGUAAAUUAUUGCAGAGAAGAAGACGAAUCCAGCAAAUGCAAGAAAACUGUUGAACUAUUUGUAAACAGACUAAACAGUGAAGAAUCUGUUAUUCCCUAUGAGUACAGCCAUUUUGACUUUUGUCUCCCUGAAGACGAUGAAAAGUCCCCAGUGGAAAAUUUGGGCCAGGUAGUGUUUGGAGAGAGAAUUAGACCGUCCCCGUAUAAAAUAGACUUUAUGAAAAAUGUCACAUGCCAAGAGGUGUGCACAAAGAAAUAUGACAAAAAGAAGAACAACCUCUUGAGCAUAUUGAGAAAAAGUAUAAGUUUGAACUAUCAUCACCAUUGGAUCAUGGAUAACAUGCCCAUAACCCAUUGCUAUCAGACUGAAGACGGAAAGCAGUAUUGCAAUACUGGUUUUCAGAUGGGUUGUUACACCAAAAAUGACAGGGCCAAUUGUAUUGAUCGUGGUAAUGGAGAGGAAGCUUAUUAUGUAUACAAUCAUGUUGAUUUAAACAUAACCUAUCAUUCUGGAGCAAAGGAAGAAUGGGGUACCAGUUUCAAGGAGAAUGGGGGCAGAAUUAUAUCUGUUAAAGUUAUACCCAGAACAAUUGAUUAUAAGGGAAAACCCUGUCAGAUCUCCAACACAGAACCAUUAAAACUUCCUUUGAAAGACCUCACAAAAGACCAAACAUACCAAAUAACAUAUACAUAUUCAGUGACUUUUGUGCAAAAUAAUAAUGUAAAAUGGUCUUCGAGAUGGGAUUACAUAUUGGAGUCUAUGCCCCACACAAAUAUUCAGUGGUUUAGCAUUUUGAAUUCCCUUGUUAUUGUCCUAUUUUUAACUGGCAUGCUGGCCAUGAUUUUGUUGAGGACUUUGCACAAGGAUAUUGCUAGGUACAACCAAAUUGAUAAUGGAGAAGAUGCUCAGGAAGAGUUCGGAUGGAAACUCGUCCACGGAGACGUCUUCAGGCCGCCUCGUAAAGGCAUGCUGCUCUCCGUUCUGCUGGGUUCCGGCGUACAGGUGCUCUGCAUGACGCUGGUUACGCUGGCGUUCGCGUGCCUCGGGUUCCUCAGUCCGGCCAACAGGGGCGCUCUCAUGACCUGCGCGAUCGUGCUGUACGUCUUGCUAGGAUCGCCUGCGGGAUACGUCAGCGCCAGGAUCUACAAGAGCUUCGGAGGAGAGAAGUGGAAGUCAAACGUUUUGUUGACUUCCAUGUUGAGUUCUGGAAUCGUAUUUGGGCUCUUCUUUGUAAUGAAUCUUGUGUUAUGGGGCAAAGGUAGCUCAGCUGCAAUACCAUUCACAACCCUUUUAGGUCUCUUAGCACUUUGGCUUUUGGUAUCAGUACCUCUGACGUUCGUGGGAGCCUUAUUCGGCUUUAGAAAAAGAGCUUUAGAACACCCAGUAAGAACAAACCAAAUACCCAGACUUAUUCCGGAGCAAUCGAUUUACACGCAGCCGAUCCCAGGAAUAAUAAUGGGCGGAGUUUUACCGUUUGGAUGCAUCUUCAUCCAACUCUUCUUCAUCCUGAAUUCGAUUUGGUCCUACCAAAUGUACUACAUGUUCGGGUUUCUGUUCCUGGUUUUCAUCAUCCUCGUCAUCACCUGCGCGGAAACCACGAUUCUGCUCUGCUAUUUCCACCUCUGCGCGGAGGACUACCACUGGUGGUGGAGAUCGUACCUCACUUCCGGCUUCACCUCCGUUUAUUUGUUCAUGUAUUGCUGCCACUACUUCUACACCAAGCUUCAAAUCGAGGACGCCGCUUCGGCCUUCCUCUACUUCGGCUACACCCUCAUCAUGGUGUUUUUGUUCAACCUCUUGACCGGCACAAUCGGCUUCUUCGCCUGCUUCUGGUUCAUCAGGAAGAUCUACAGUGUCGUCAAAGUGGAUUAAAUGCGCUAUCGCACACCUAACAUAAUCCUUUUGUAUAUACUAUAAGUCACCUGUAUUAUAAUGGAUAUUAUAAUGCAUUAAUAUAACCAAAUUAUUGGUAGAUUUAAUGAUUUUUUUUUAAAUUGAAGCCAGUGUUCUCUCCAAAUGAGUUUAUUUUAUUCGGGCAGUCCUUUGUAAACAAAUACGUACUGAUUGGGGUGUUAUUUUUUGUUUUUCACCGAAACUCCAACAUAUUGUUCAUAGCAUCGAAAAAAACUCCCUCAACGUUUGAGCCCUUAAUUUUGAUUUGCUUCCUUUUUCAUUUUAAAUUUUUCCCAUUUAAAAACUAUGAAUUUUCAAUCACUUUUUUUUAAAUGUCUUUAUCUUUGCAGAGUUUUAAGCUAUCAUAUUGUGGUUCAUUCUUACUUACAGAGUAUUUAAAAAUUUUUAAAAGAGACUAUAAGAAUUUUUCUCUAGCUCAAUUCACCUUCAUUUUUUUUUUUUUACUUUUUUCACAUAUUUUUGAAAAUAUUAAGAGAAUUGCUUGUCUUGCCAAAAAAUUUUAAAAGAAAAAGUUGUAGAAAAUUUAGUUCUCUACAAAAAACUUUUAUGUUUAUAUCGCUAAAAUGCACAGUUUACAAGAUAUUUAAUAGUCAUGGAAUCGCAUUUAAGACAAAUUAAUCUCAAGAAAACAAAUUUUUCAAAUUUUUAAAUAUUAAACGGCUCAUAUCUUGUAAACUGUGCACUUUAGCAAUAUACGUAAAGGUACGGACUUUUUUGUAGAGAAUUAAAUUUUCUACAACAUUUUCCAAGCCAUUCUCGUAAUGUUUUUAAAAAUAUGUAAAAAAAGUAAAAAAAAAAAUGACUUUCAUAACUGAUAUUAUCAAGGUGAAUCAAGUUACAGAAAAAUUCUUAAAGGCUCUUUUAAAAAGCGUUAAAUACUCUGUAAGUAACAAUGAACCACAACAUGAUAGCUUAAAACCCGACAAAGAUAGAAAUUUUAAAAAACAUGCUUAUCAAAUUGAAAAAAUUCAAAAUGAAAAAGAAAUCAAAAUUAAGGGCUCAAACUUUUUUUCGAUGUUUUGAACAAUAUUUUGGAGUUUCGGUGAAAAACAAAAAAUAGUCGUUUUAAAUGAAACGCCCUAGUGCUGAUUAUUCAUUUUAUUGAAUAUUUAAGUAUUUUUCACAUGUGGAAACGAUAAGUAUUGUGUGAUUUAAUUGUAAAAUAGUAGAAUAAAUUUUAUUGUGAAUUAUUUGUUUUUUCAGUUGGAUGUGUAUUGUAAUCAAAAAUUACUUUUGACAAUAAACAUUGCACAAUCAAUAUUAAUUAAUUUAAUUAAAAUUACAAAUGUACUUAUUUUUAAUUUAUAUAAAUACACAUUUUUAUUCA